AUGCGCCGCUGUGCGGCUGCUGGUUGGGCUCGAGAGAGAGCCCGUAAGGCACAACGGAACGAGUGAGUUCCGUAAGAACGAUCGGUCAGCGCUCCCUGUCAGACCGGUCAGUGCUUAAAGAAUGAGAAUGCAGCUUGGUGACAACUUGUUCCUGAAAGUUGCGACACGGCAAUAAUGCGCAUUUAGACUUACCACCACACCCUCUAUUCCACAACGUACACAGACCGGAAUUUCAACCGACAACAAAUAGGCGGUGGAAAGGUAGCUCGGACCCCAACUGGCCUGUCGUCGCACCCUGAAUGUUGGCAUUCGUUAAGGGCGCUCAGUCCAACUAUCACCUCUAUGAUUCCGUCUUGGUGGUCCGCCCAUAUAGCGUCUUUCUCGUUGUAGGGUUCCGUGCUAGCUGAAGGCCGUGUGCUCGGUCUCGCUUUCACACUGAUACUGGUGAGUGUCUGCAAUAAGACGGUAGGGGGAGGGAGAGCCGCUGGGACAGAGAACUCGUGAGUAUUUGUCAAAACAAGUACUGUGCGGUCAACAGUUGCGUCAGCUGCCUACUAAGCGCACCUGUGACGCACUCAACGAGGACAUUCCGCGCGCCUGCGUCCGGACAUCAGUGUGCGGCAUUCACACUGAAGGCCAUUCAGCGCCAGGGGCGGAGCGCUCGGUCAUGUGCGGUCAUGCAGACUUGACUGAGUUUUAAUGAGUAAAAUUCAUAAUUCUGUGCCUCCCUGAUCUUAUUAAUUCCACUAUGUCCGACCACCUGAUGCAAGUAGGUAACCUAAAAAUCUCUAUAAAUAUGCCCCCAGUGAAACAAAUCAUAAUCAACGAGGUCGGCGUCCUGAAGGGUUUAAGAUGUCCUCUCUCUGCCAAAUCCUGCUCAUGCAUAUCUUCAUCGAAUAUUGAUGCGUGAGGAAGGGUGGGUCAUUUGUGAGCAACGGAAGUGAUAAGCGUAGUGGCAUAAUCCUGAAUCCGAAGUUGCAGCAGCAGAAUUUUACGGUGGCAGUCUGGUCGGCCGCUCUUGUUGUCGCCCAUGACACAUUUCUUGGCAGAAAUUCAAUGAUAUGAGAUACGAUACUUUGUCGCAUUCUCCAUAUUCUCCCGAAAUACCACCUACUGAAAACCAUCUAUAUGGUAUCGGACGCUUUUUAAGCAAUAAAAUUUUCAAGAAAAAUAGUUAGGUGGUGACUGUAUUAAAAGAUUUCACAGCUGGUAGAUCAUUACUGACGAGACACUAAUGUCACUGUUUGUUGACGAUUUUCUGAUUCGUUUGCAUAAACUACGCCAAAACUAGUGCAUGGCUGACGGUCUACUGACGACUUGAUAACCACACAUCACAUAGCCGAAUUUUUGCGCUGGUAAUCAUCAUGAAGUCGUUUGUGGGGCGGCUCACAUCAGGACGGAGUUUCGCACUGUGUAUGCUAUGCGCCAAACGAUACACUUACUCUAUUAAUCGAUCCUCUCAAAUGAUGGCGUCUACCGCCUCUUCCACAUAGUUUACUCAAAACCGCCAGAUAUUUCGUAUCUGAAUUUGUAUUAAUGCGCAUCUCCCAGAGGCCGAAAUGUAAAUGCGCUGGCAGGCGUUGUAUGUGGUACGCACACAUAACAAAUGUCACACAUGUAUUCUCUGUGGCUGCACGCCUAGACUCAGACUCAAGCUGGGUCAGACACCUAUGCCCGAUUCCAUCAUUGGUAUGCUUGGCCUUCACUUGACAGCCGACCCUGCUGUGAACUGGUGCGAUGCAUGCGCGAUAUAUCCUGCGCAUGUCAAACACCGCCGGAAACUAAUUCACGCGCAAUUCAUCGUCUCGGCGCCCAGAUGCUGUCUGGUACACUGUGAACAUUGCCGAAAACGACUGUCACACUGUCAUUGACGUAGACCUGCGAAACGGCUCUCUCAUCCUCUUCUGCAUCAACCGAAUGAUUCCGGGGACAACCAAAUGUCAAGUUGGCAAGCGCUGGCUGGGAAUUAAUGGUUGAUGAAGACAAACAGCCCGCCUACGCUUCAAACUCACGAACUGACUCCAACAGUGUGUGCCAAAUAUUCCCAACACACCUUGGCGAUCACAUGUGCGGCAGUGUCAUAGACAGCUCGUUAAAAAAGACAGACAUCAGCUUAUUUUCAGUCUUGCGGUGACGGAAUAACUUUUUCAAUUUAGAGUCUUCCUGGUUGCGAAAAUUAGAGCGCAACGGCAGAUUCAGGAGCACCGUAUUUUCGGUGGUGGUGGUGGUGGUGGUGGUGGUGGUGGUGGUGGUGGUGGUGGUGGUGGUGGUGGUGGUGGUAAUGUUGGCGAUGAUGUUGAUGAUGAUGAUGAUGAGGAGGAGGAGGAGGAGGAGGAUGAUGAUGACAGAUCGAACGCUGUUAACUACGUCUGA
This is a messenger RNA of Spirometra erinaceieuropaei, 2373 nucleotides long. Lineage: Eukaryota; Metazoa; Platyhelminthes; Cestoda; Diphyllobothriidea; Diphyllobothriidae. The record is from the annotation of a GenBank genome assembly.